CAUUUCAGGAAGUCAAGCGGGGUGAGGGGCGGGGUUUCGUUUGAACUCCGCCCACACCUCCUGGUUGUCAUAGUAAUACUGAGGGCGCUGAAGUUGUCUUGUCUCUCUAGACUCUAAACGCUGACAUGCAGUACACCGGGAGCCAAUAUAUCGGGUCGUACACAAACGGGAGGAUGGAGGGCAAUGCGGAGUACAUCCUCCCUACUGAAACGCGGUAUGUUGGGGACAUGAAGGACGGCAUGUUCCAUGGAGAAGGAACCCUGUUCUUUCCCAGUGGGAGCCGAUUCGACGCCACCUGGGAGAAAGGAUUGGCGGUGAAGGGCAAGUAUACCUUUGCUGAUGGGCUGCAGUAUGAGGACAGACACUGGCACUACUGUGACAGUUAUGACCGGAGAUUCCACACCGAGAUCUGCUAUGGCCUGAAGCCCUCAGGCAUCUCUCAGCUCACCAACAUGGACCCACCUAGGAAAAUCCCCGUUGGCUGCUAUGACUGUGGCGAUGGCUUCUACGACCCCAAAACCAGAGUCAUCAAGGAUUACCGGAACCGCUUUCUGAGAAAUGCAGAUGAUGACGAACAUGAAUGGAUCGUCAGGACCUGCCGCAAGGGCUGGGCAGAGAACCCCGCACAGAAACCCACGCUGUGAAUGCCUCAGCCUCAGCUGCUUCACCAGAGAUCCCCUCUGCCCACAUACAGGCUGCUGUUCUAGCUUCGGCUCAAGUUUCAGAAUAAAGGUUUCCUGCACUGCA
Molecule: messenger RNA, 747 nt
Organism: Myodes glareolus (Bank vole)
Lineage: Eukaryota; Metazoa; Chordata; Mammalia; Rodentia; Cricetidae
Gene: Morn5
Product: MORN repeat containing 5
Source: RefSeq, a predicted model, not a curated record